AUGAGGACUUCUCCCUCCGUUCUCAGCAGCACGUAUCACCUCCUGACAACCCCACCUAUCACCUCCUCACAACCCCACCCAUCACCUCCUCACAACCCCACCUAUCACCUCCUCACAACCCCACCCAUCACCUCCUCACAACCCCACCUAUCACCUCCUCACAACCCCACGUAUCACCUCCUCACAACCUCACCUAUCACCUCCUCCCAACCCCACCCAUCACCUCCUCACAACCCCACCUAUCACCUCCUCACAGCCCCACCUAUCACCUCCUCACAACCCCACCUAUCACCUCCUCACAACCACACCUAUCACCUCCUCACAACCCCACCUAUCACCUCCUCACAACCCCACCUAUCACCUCCUCACAACCCCACCUAUCACCUCCUCACAACCCCACCUAUCACCUCCUCACAACCCCACCUAUCACCUCCUCACAACCCCACGUAUCACCUCCUCACAACCCCACCUAUCACCUCCUCACAACCCCACCUAUCACCUCCUCACAACCCCACGUAUCACCUCCUCACAACCCCACCUAUCACCUCCUCACAACCCCACGUAUCACCUCCUCACAACCUCACCUAUCACCUCCUCACAACCCCACCUAUCACCUCCUCACAACCCCACCUAUCACCUCCUCACAACCCCACCUAUCACCUCCUCACAACCCCACCUAUCACCUCCUCACAACCCCACGUAUCACCUCCUCACAACCCCACCUAUCACCUCCUCACAACCCCACCUAUCACCUCCUCACAACCCCACGUAUCACCUCCUCACAACCUCACCUAUCACCUCCUCACAACCCCACCCAUCACCUCCUCACAACCCCACCUAUCACCUCCUCACAACCCCACCUAUCACCUCCUCACAACCCCACCUAUCAACUCCUCACAACCCCAUCUAUCACCUCCUCACAACCCCACCUAUCACCUCCUCACAACCCCACCUAUCACCUCCUCACAACCCCACCUAUCACCUCCUCACAACCCCACCUAUCACCUCCUCACAACCCCACCUAUCACCUCCUCACAACCCCACCUAUCACCUCCUCACAACCCCACCCAUCACCUCCUCACAACCCCACGUAUCACCUCCUCACAACCCCACCUAUCACCUCCUCACAACCCCACCUAUCACCUCCUCACAACCCCACCUAUCACCUCCUCACAACCCCACCUAUCGCCUCCUCACAACCCCACCUAUCACCUCCUCACAACCCCACCCAUCACCUCCUCACAACCCCACCUAUCACCUCCUCACAACCCCACCUAUCACCUCCUCACAACCCCACCUAUCACCUCCUCACAACCCCACCUAUCACCUCCUCACAACCCCACCUAUCACCUCCUCACAACCCCACCCAUCCCCUUUUCACAACCCCACCUAUCACCUCCUCACAACCCCACCUAUCACCUCCUCACAACCCCACCUAUCACCUCCUCACAACCCCACCUAUCACCUCCUCACAACCCCACCCAUCCCCUUUUCACAACCCCACCCAUCCCCUCUUCACAACCCCACCUAUCCCCUUUUCACAACCAAUCCCCUCCUCACAACCCCACCCAUCCCCUUUUCACAACCAAUCCCCUCCUCACAACCCCCACCCAUCCCCUUUUCACAACCAAUCCCCUCCUCACAACCCCCACCCAUCCCCUCCUCACAACCCCCACCCAUCCCAUCCCCACUGUGCCUUUGUUCUGA
Salvelinus namaycush (lake trout) is the source of this 1707-nucleotide messenger RNA. Its product is annotated as early nodulin-75-like. Bases 1 to 1707 code for a protein of 568 amino acids. The record is from RefSeq and is a predicted model, not a curated record. The transcript has a single exon. NCBI's taxonomy places the organism in Eukaryota, Metazoa, Chordata, Actinopteri, Salmoniformes, Salmonidae.